AUGAAGGAGGCAAGGUUGUCAUCGGAACUGCCGUCGAUUGAUUCACUGAUCUCUGAUCUGAACGUUGAUUAUCUCGAAACGGCCAGUUGGCUGACGAUUGGUAGCAAAUAUGGAGCCAAAAAGGCAGCUCGCACAGAGGUGGCGUCGCCGAAGAAUGACGAAAGAUUAAUGGUCAAAGGAAACAAGCGAAAACGGAAGCGAAAAGUGAGACUUCCAAAAAAUUAUGAUCCAAACGUGCCUCCAGAUCCGGAAAGAUGGUUGCCGAAGUAUGAACGUUCCGCGUAUAAGAAACGAAAAGACAAGCGUGCGCGGGAACGUGAAAUCGGCCGUGGCACCCAAGGAACCGUUACGGAGAAUCCGGAAGCAGAAACUGUUAUUUUUUCGGAAAACGCCACCAGCUCGCCAAAGUCUCCUCUUCAUGGACUAACUGCCGGAACGCAGAAUAUAGGACCAAGGCAAAUGCAUCCUGCUCCCCAGAGACCCAAGAAGAAAAAGAAGGAACGGAAGUCUUAG
Soboliphyme baturini is the source of this 513-nucleotide messenger RNA. The record is from the annotation of a GenBank genome assembly. NCBI's taxonomy places the organism in Eukaryota, Metazoa, Nematoda, Enoplea, Dioctophymatida, Soboliphymatidae.